Sitophilus oryzae (rice weevil) is the source of this 3309-nucleotide messenger RNA. RefSeq lists its product as uncharacterized. The record is from RefSeq and is a predicted model, not a curated record. The coding region runs from base 1 to 3309 and encodes 1102 amino acids. Lineage: Eukaryota; Metazoa; Arthropoda; Insecta; Coleoptera; Curculionidae. The transcript has 5 exons.
AUGUAUUAUAAAUAUUCAAACGUACAAACUUUGAAGGAAGAAUGUCACAACUUACUGAGUGACAGUAACAAGGAUGUCACUAUUCCUCUAGAGGAAGAAGUGGAACAAGAAGUCUUUACGAAGAAUACUACGAUAUGCACGAAGCUACAUGAAUGCUAUUUUAAACCUUUGGCCAGCAGUCAUUCAGAAUACUGCUUUGAUUUACGAAAAAAGGCCAAUUCUGAGCAAUGUCAUCGAUAUAAUCAUGUAAAAUAUGAAUCAAUAGCAAAAGAUUCUAAAAUUAGUACAAUCAAAUCAAAAUCUGAUGUUUUACUAACAAUAUCUCAUGAGAAAACACUUUAUUUCUUUUUCAAAACCGUUUUAGAUUCCUUAAAACGUAUCGAAAAAAGUUGUAAAUAUAACAAGGAAUGUCAAGUUUCUGAUAUAAAAUUGACUGAAGUAUCUCUUACUGACGAAAAAUUAGAAGAGUUAGAAGAAAUAUACCAUGCAGAUAUUAAAUAUCCAGAUUUUAAAACAAAUGAUCCAAAAGAAGUUUAUGAUGUCUUUGGUUCUUCCUCUAAAAGCAAUGUUACCCAAGAGGUCACUGACUCAAAGAAAAAUAAAGAUCCCUGUGAAAGAUGGGCAGCAGAAAAAAUUGAUGUAGCUGUUGGGUCUAGGAGUAGGAUUACAAAAAAUACAGUCACUAAAGAAGUGGCUGUAGAAGCAAAAUUAAAAACGUCGAUUCCAUUGAUUCGACCACAGAAGAGGGUUAAACAGCUAAAGAGUGUGGCAAUAUCGCCUAUUUAUAUUACUGAUCAAACAGAGAUGAAAGAAGCCUAUCAAGUAGAGGCACCAAAACUAAAAGUUUGCACGCCAAGAUCUCCGGUGAGAAAACAAACUCAACAAAAAUCGAGAGAAAGGAGUUCAAAUAAAAAGUCUCCUCCACGAACACUCAAUAACAACUUUGAACUGACGUGUCCCCAAACAGUUUUAACUGUAGAAAAGCACGAGAUCUUUGUUAAUAACAACGAUAAUAUGGAUCAAAUAUUAAAAAAUAAACUACGUAAAGCAAAAACUCCUCUAAAAGAUCGAUUGACUCGAAAAACUAAAGAUAAAGUAAUGAAAGAUCAUAACGUACCUACAGAUACCUGCCUGAAUGCUUGCUUUCCUCAUUCACCAAGAACACCAAAGACCCCAAACAAAAAAGAAGGUAUUGUCUCUCGGUUUGGUGCUAUCACAAAACCUCUAGCCGUGCUUCCGGUGAUAUGGAAGCAAAAGAAAGGAGAACUGAAAGAAGUUAAUGUUAGUUCCACUUCUUCUUCCCUGAGUGAUACUUUAGAAAACGUUAAACGAAGCCAGUCUUUGAACGACAUCAUCAAAAAAAGAGAAGAAAGCACUAGGUCAAAAACCACUUGCGGUACUAAAAGAGGGUUAAAGGAAUUCCACGAUACAUGUGGAAGUUUUAUCAGUAAUAACAUCGAAAAAUUCACUAACAAACCUACAGUAAAUCGUUCUCAAGGACUCGAAAAUGAUAUAGAAAAUAAACUUACUGGUAGAUUAUUCUUGACAAAAGAUUACAAAACUGGAGAGAUCAGCUCGUAUCAGAGAAGAAAACUGUAUGACCAGUCCAUCAGGAAAAGAAUGAAGAGAAAAUUUAAAUUAUCACGCAUGGAAAUGACCCCUCAAGUUUUUGAAGUUCGUUUCCUUUCAAUGAUCAACCAAGACAACCUUUUGAAGGAACGAAAACGUCCGAUAUCGCCUAUUUUCCAUAAAAAAGAUAACUGUGUUGUAAAAAAGAGUGACAAGCUUGAUAGAGGUGAUAAUAAUCGCGAAGAAGAUGUUGAGCAAAGCAAAGAGGCUGUAGAAGCUGUAAAAGAUGAAGAAUCCUCUGUAACUAAGAUUUAUUUCAAUAAGGAACUUAAGGAGCAAGAAGCUUUAGUGGAGUUAUGCAAGAAGUUAUUAAAACUAAACAAGACUAAUGAGCUUCAGGCUGUUCUCAAUGGAAACAAGUGCUUUUGUAGCUCUUUUACACAAAACUGUAACGGAUGUCAUGAGUUUAUGAGCUUUUUGGAUCUUUUACACAGUUCGAUGUCCAAUUAUUGUACAUCGAGCGGAUUGGAAAAGACCAAUAAGGAAGAGAAGCCUGGAAUAUGUUCUGGUGGAAAGUUUGGGGAGGUUUUUCCAGGUAAUUUUGGUUGUAACCGAUCGCUUUCGUGCCAGAGUUUCGGUAUUUCUGAACAGAAUAAUUGUUUAAUCCAACCAAUCAGUUGUCCUAUGUUAUUUGACAACAGCACAUCGUUUGAUUAUCUCUACGAACAUUCUUCGGACUCCAACAAAAGUGAAACCAGUGAGAAAUUUCUUCAAAGUUUUACAAAAGUCGAGCACAACUUCGACAUGGAUAUGAACCAGUACAACGUGGAGAAUUCAUGUUUUUAUAUGUCGAAAAGUACCACCGAAAGCGGGUAUUCUAGUAUCAAGUCGAAACAGAAUUCUUGCAGCAGUUUUUUCAAGAAAUGCAAGAUCAUUACGAUGUUGAAAUCGAAGAAGAGUUCGGAAUUGAAUGUUGUUACGGAUCUGCAGAGUGAUUGCUACAGAAAAAUAGUUUUCUUUUUAAAUAUCAUUAUGUUGGCGAAUGACUAUUUCUUGGCAUCAUCAGAAAACGAAGAUGAUUUCCUGUUGGUUCAAUUUGACAAGAACAAUUUUGUUUUAGAGAACAAUUGUAAACUAGUUUUCAAUAACCAAGCUUUGAAUUUAGAUGUUUUCAUGUAUUUAGAAAGUGAUGUUUGUGGUAAGAUUCACCAGAAAGCUGAACAAAAAUUUAUAAACAUGAUAAUGCAGGCGUAUGACAAAGAAUUUGCUUUGUGUCAAUCGUUUUUGAAGAAUGGGGAAUUUCUGGAAACAGUCCUUGUACCUGCUGUCAUCUCUCAAAAACGCACAACAAUUAAAAAGGCAAGAAGUGAGAAAUUUAAGAGUUUUUUUACGAGAAAAUCAAACGAAAGUUGUAUGGAGUCCAAAAUAUUGAUGACGCUAGAUGAAAUGAGAGUUAAAGAAAUGGUGGAAAAAUUAGCGUUAGGCGCCAAAAAAGAUUUUGCAAUGUUGGCAGCGGCGGUGAAAUCGAACGGAAAUAUCGAUGAUGGAAUUAAAAUUUGCGGCCUUUUGAUGUUGCUUGAAAGGUUGUGUUCCGGACAUUUCGACCUUUUGCAGAUUGAUUUAAAUUGUGAUUCUGCAAUUGAAAUUGAAAAAGAAAUAACGGAUCUUUUUGUCAAAGUUUUCAUAUUGAGUGAAAAAGAAGCCAAAAAUGCAAAAGGCAGAUUGGGUAUCGAGAAAUGA